ACAAAAAAAUUAUCAAAAGUUUUGAUUCAAAACAGUUAUCACAACAAUCACAGUAAACGCACUGUUAAAACAAUAAAAAGAGCAUGUUUUGUAAUCUAUGACCCUUUUUUUAAACACAUGUAAAUUAUUUGUUAAUAUCUUUAAAUUAAAAUGGAUGAGGAUUUAGCUGAUAUUGCUUUUGAAUUUGCAGAUGAUUUUAAUGAGGAAACUGAAGGUAAAGUGAAAACCACUAAAGGCAUUGCCAAAACCCAUACAUUAUUAGUAAAUCCAAAACAACGUGGGAAUCCCUUACUAAAAUCAGUUUGCAAUGUUCCCUGGGAGUAUGAUGAAAUUGUACCAGAUUACCAAAUGGGGCAAACAACAUGUGCUUUAUUUUUAUCACUACGAUAUCAUAAUUUAAACCCUGAUUAUAUACAUGACAGGCUAAAACUUUUAGGGAAAAUGUACCAGUUAAGGGUCCUAUUAGUUCAGGUGGAUAUUAAAGAUCCCCACCACAUAUUAAAAAACUUAACUAGAAUAUGUAUAUUAGCAGAUUUAACUUUAAUUCUGUCUUGGAGUGCUGAAGAAUCUGGGAAAAUAAUUGAAACAUAUAAAAUUUAUGAAAAUAAACCAGCUGAAGGAUUGAUGGAAAAAAGUGAAAGUUUGCCUUAUUUAAAUUUGAUAACCACAUUAACUGCUAUUAAAAGAGUUAAUAAAACGGAUGCAAUGACUUUAAUAAGAAAGUUUAAAACACUUAAGGGAAUAAUAUUAGCUAGUGAAACAGAAUUAGCUGAAUGUCCAGGUUUGGGUCCCAUAAAAGCAAAAAAGUUGUAUCAAACACUGCAUGUAAAUUUUUUAAGGAAAUAAUUUUGGAUAAAAUAUUUAUGUAAGCAUAAUCUAUAUUCUAAUAAAAAUUUUAAUAAUUAUGAGUUUUUGGGUUAGAGAUGUUCUAAGCCACCAAAAAUAUCCCUAACAUAGUAGUUUGGCUGAGACUCUUUUCC
Molecule: messenger RNA, 980 nt
Organism: Brassicogethes aeneus
Lineage: Eukaryota; Metazoa; Arthropoda; Insecta; Coleoptera; Nitidulidae
Source: the annotation of a GenBank genome assembly